AUGUCUAUUAGUGCACAAAGUGAAGCCAUCAAACAUAUCAUCCCAACUGAGCCUCCUCUACUUCCGUAUUGACAAAACAAUGAAUGUACUACUACAUCUAAUUUCCAGGUCAAUAAUGAAAGCAUUUGGUCUGAUGACGUGAUCUGUGUGAUUAGAGUGAUUAGUUAAAAUCAUAGGUUUAAGCCAGUUCUUAUCUUAUAAAUUCACAAAUAGAAUAGAUCUCGAUUCAUGAAUAACUCUCAACGAUGCUAGGAGACAGGUUCAAAUCUAAAUCCUACAGCAGUGGGAAGUGAAAGUAGAAUGACAGCCCAUGGUUUAGCUCCAUGUCACACUGAUGUACAAUACCAGCAUACACGAUACAGUCGAGGACGAAUAUAUAUCGAUACAAAGUAACGUCCACAAUGAACGGCACAUCCAAACUAAUACAAGGACUGUUGAGCUCAUUAUCUUUGAGUCUGUGGUCAGCGGAAUGACUGGCCUGUUCAAUAUCAUAGCCCUGUUCUGCAUCGUCACUAUACCAGACCUGAGGAUUGAGAAACCCAACCUAUUCAUCGCUUCCCUAAUCCUGGCCAACGUCCUAACUGGUUUGAAUCUUGCUGUCCUAUAUGCCCCCUUCGACCCAGCUCACUCUAUAGAUAAACGUUGUCGAUACGUGACUGCUCUAACCGUAUUCACAAUUGCUGCUUCGUGUCUCAGUCGGAGCACGAUAGCCAUUGACAGAUACAACUACAUCUGCCACCCAUUACACUACCAGAGCAAAACGAGCGGCAUUUACAUAGCGACAAUGUUGCUCAUCCUAUGGGGCACCUCAUUGGCGCUAGCCAUGGCAUCCUACUUCUAUUAUCAGACAGAUCUACAGAGAGAUCAUGACGACAUCUGUUUGCCCUUCACCAGGUGUCUGUACAAUAUGUCGACUUUGUUAGUUCUCAUCGUGGUCUCCUCUCUUAUCAUCACGUACGUCUACAGCAAGAUCUUCUACUGGGCCCAUCUCCAAAUACAGCUACUUAAACAGGAAACAAUAAUGAGGGCACAACGGCGCAGUUCAUCCCUUCAAGGCUACUUCAAAAGCGCCUGGAAACUUCGGCGUAUUACAAGAGCGACAGAUUUGUUAAUCUCACCAAAUAUUGGAACAGACUCUGAAAGCAGCUUCACCUUAGAGCUAGAAACGGAUGCCAUCACUGAGGUGGAAACGAAAAAGUUAAAACACUUCACGGCGCCUUCUGCGGAACGCGAGGUCAAGAUGUUCCGAAACAUUCCCAACCGCCUGAUGUCGUCGAUAAAUUCCAGGGGGACCAGCGUGGACGAAUCCAGUCGAUCCUCUUCCAUCGUAUCCAAGGAGACUGACGAUCUAAAGAUGAAUGCGAUGAAAGUUCCGUCGUCUUCGCCGGUAGAAGGAAAUGUGAUGGAGCCAGACAUGCAAAAGGAGGCACAAGAGCAUAAGAUGCUUGUCAAGGCCUUGGAACAUCGCCAGGUGUCAUCAUCGCAGGACUCCAGUGUCAGCAUAACCGAAAAGUGGUACCAGCAUGAGCUGAAACGUUACACAGGCCAAAUUUACAACUCCCUUUUCCUGUCUGCGUCCGAUAGGCGGUUCUCUCAACAGAGCACCUUGAUGAUCAACAUGUUGAAAAGGACAGAGGUGAAGGCGCUGAUCGUAGUUUUCAUCACCUUCGGAGCCCACCUUGUAUGUUGGCUGCCUUACAUUCUAUACUCUCUCACGGCAAUGCGGCUCAAGUUUCCCUUCACAAAGGAACAAGAAUUGCCAUAUCGUGAGAUCCUCGAUAAGACUUUCCGCAGAGAACACUACCAGGCAAAAGAAGAGAGGCAGACAAAAGAAGCAUCAAGGAAUGAAGUUAAUUUUACUGAUAGGUUUCUCCUGCUCUGUCUUGGAUCCUCUAAUCUAUUGUUUAUUGAAUCAACCAUUUCGUAAAACUGUUGUGACUUACUUCCGGAACUGUUGGCGGUCAAUGGAAAUGUAGCCUCUGCACCAAACGACUACAAUAUCUCGAACGGAAGCGAGAUGCCCACAUCCUAGUGGGUGUGACAAUUUCAUAUAUGACAGCAUAAAGCAGAGUGACGGCUCCUUGCUGCUGUUUAGUGGACUUGACCUUUAAACUUCUGCUGAACAGAAGUAGUUCACUUCUGCUUCCAUUUUACUCUUCAAAAAACUAAUGAGUACUUGACGUAUGCAACAAGACGUGAUUUUUUCCUACAGGCAAGUCGGUAAAUAGUUACGGGCUGCUCCAUUGGAAUACAAUAGACAGGUCUUGUAGAGACUCGACAGAAGUGGUUCUAUGUCUUUUGUGAGUUCCUACCAGUCCUUCUGCUCAGGUUCAAUAAUCGACUUUCUUGUUUAUUAAUAUUGUAAAUAAUUUGUUAUAUAUUUAAGUUCUUAAUAUCUCCUCCUUACGAUAUAAAUCUAUUAUAUUUAUAAAAGACAUGUACAUUCUUAUACAAUUUCUUUUUUAUUCUUUUUUUUAUUAAACUAAAAAUGUACCAAA
Messenger RNA from Biomphalaria glabrata, 2498 nucleotides. RefSeq names its product histamine H1 receptor-like. The coding region runs from base 335 to 1927 and encodes 530 amino acids. Gene Ontology annotation, molecular function: G protein-coupled receptor activity. NCBI's taxonomy places the organism in Eukaryota, Metazoa, Mollusca, Gastropoda, Planorbidae. Gene Ontology annotation, biological process: G protein-coupled receptor signaling pathway. Gene Ontology annotation, cellular component: membrane. The transcript is spliced from 9 exons. The record is from RefSeq and is a predicted model, not a curated record.